Molecule: messenger RNA, 1708 nt
Organism: Argiope bruennichi
Lineage: Eukaryota; Metazoa; Arthropoda; Arachnida; Araneae; Araneidae
Product: speckle-type POZ protein-like A
Exons: 2
Coding region: 61-1578 (505 amino acids)
Biological process (GO): proteasome-mediated ubiquitin-dependent protein catabolic process; regulation of proteolysis
Cellular component (GO): cytoplasm
Molecular function (GO): ubiquitin protein ligase binding
Source: RefSeq, a predicted model, not a curated record
CAUUCCAGCAUCAAGCUUUCCAGUAAGAAGCGUACCGUCGGAGCGAACUGUCGCUGAACGAUGAUGGAAAUAGAUAAUGCUGACGAUAUCCACGUCAUCGAGUGGCGAAUAGAAAACUUUAGCUCAUGUGCACUGCAGAAAAGUGAGAAACUGGAAAGCCCGGUCUGUACGGCGGGGAAUUUAUAUGGUACUUGCUGGACAAUAUCGCUUUACCCAAAAGAAAAAGACGAUUCGGAUUUCCUGGGCUGUUAUAUAAGAAGAGACGCUAGAGAAAAAUGUGGACCACACACAAUGCACGUAGAGUUCGAAUUUUCCUUGAUUACAUUUGACGGUCUGCAGAUGCAUAAAAAGCGCGGGAAGGAAGAAUUUGAAAGAAAUUUCAGUUUUGGAUUUCCAGAAUUCGUAACAUUGGAACGCAUUUUUUCCAACGAGGAGUUUUUUCUUCAUUCCGACGUGUUGACGCUUCGAUGCAAGCUUCGGAGACUUGGUCCGAAAAAGAAACAUAUCUCCGAGAAUAUCUUCACGACGAAAUUUCCCGUUGAAAGAGUGUUUGCUCAUUUGAAUCUCGAUAAUUUCCUGGAUACUAGCAAGCAGAAUCCUCGAGUUUUGGAUCUAAAAGGUACAACCAACUGGCUGCUGUCGUUGAAGGUGUCCAUGAACAAAGAAGACCGAGAAGGCGCGGUCGAAAGCGAAAAACCAGAACCGUCAGAAUCGUUUCUUCACAUUGUUAUGACGAAAAAGAACGUGACGUGUCCUCUCUAUGUAUCUUGUUGGAUAAAACUGUUAAACAACAAAAUGGACGUUGCAGUUGACAAGAAGUUGAGUCAUCUGUUCCGUAAAAUAGAUAGCCAAGAAGAGUGGAUACUUCCAUACUUCAUAGACACAAACAAUAUGCAGAGUGAUUGCAUGGAAGACGGUUCGCUUUCCUUGGAUUUCGAUUUCGCCAUUUGCGAACAGCUGCCUCUGUCUAUGCAGACGGCAGAUUUGACGCCUCUGAAACGAAAAGAGGAUCCGAAGGAAACAACCCUGAUGAAGGAUCUGGCGGAUCUGCACAGAACCGGAAAGUUUUCCGAUAUCACUCUCCGCGCGGAAGGCGAAAUGUUUUCAGUCCACAGAUCCAUUCUUGCGGCCAGAAGCCCCGGAUUAGAGAAAAUCGUCGGAAGUUCGAUGAAUGAGACGAGUAACGGUGAAAAGUGUGUUGUCGAAAUAGCCGAUGUCGAUAAAAAGACCCUGGCACUCUUGCUGAAGUUCAUUUAUACAGAUACCCUCCCCGUGGAGGACGUGAACGAUUUGAGUUGCUUAUCACUCUAUUCCGCUGCUCAGAAAUACCAAAUUCCGUCCCUUCAAGUCAGAUGCGUAAAGUUUUUGAGAAAUAAUUUGUCCUUUAAAGCUGUUUUCAAAGUUCUGGUUAACGCUGAGAAAUAUGAUGAUUCAGAACUGAAAGUGAUUUCUCUCGAUUACCUUCGACUACAUUACCAGUUCAUUUUAUUAACACCUGAAUGGCAGGCAUUCUCCGAAGCGAAUGAAGAACUUGCCAAUCAAGUCAUGAGACUUCUCACAUUGAAGAAACAACAUUAGAGGACAAAAUACUGAAGCAGAAAAUGUGACUUAAAUCUGCAGCUCAUCCACUUUGACCAAGUCUUUUUUUUUUAAGCUUCAUUUUUAAUUUUUAUCAUUUUUUACUAUAAUAAAUUUUAUUUUCUAAAAA